UUUUUAACUAUCCGAGCACGUCACGCAGGCUGGCAACAGCAGAACAUAUCUAUACAGAAAGAUACCCAAUCAUGUUUCAGCGAAUCUAGCCUAUUGGUCAUCAUUAUUCCCCAUUGUCGACAACGGAUGGGGUGUGGCACUAACACAUUUCUGGCAUGUAGCGUCUGCUGAUGUUUUGACCUGGCAGGGUGUUUGUUAGGUGCCCUGAGAAUCAGGUGAAUAUUGCGCGUUUAUUGACUUUCUUAUCGAAAGUCCUCUGUAUGCAUUGUCAUAACCUGUUGUUCUGUCAUCACGGUCAUCACCCGGAGCAUCGGGAACAGAAGGAAAUAGAAUCACUUCACAAUGGGGAACACGGCUUUGAAGCAAAAAUAUGAAACUGCCUCCAAAACUGGUGUCCUGAAAAUAUCUCAAAGGAAAUUAACGGAAUUUCCAAAGACAGUGAAGUGCUUAGAACAAACACUUCGUGUCCUGGAUUUUUCUGAAAAUCAUUUUACCUCGUUACCCAAAGAAAUAGGAGUAUUCAUUCAUUUAAAGCAGCUUAAUUUGGAAAGUAAUAGACUUGUGAGCAUACCUGAAGAUAUUGGUAAUUUAGUGAAAUUGGAAACAUUAAAUAUAAGCAAUAAUCAACUUACAUCAUUGCCUGCAUCUCUUGCUAAACUUAAGCAUUUGAAGCAAGUGCAAAUAACAGACAACCUUCUUACAGUUUUCCCUACCAUGUUGUGUAAUCUUAAGCAUUUGGACUUUCUGGAUUUGUCACGAAAUAAAAUAAGUGAGAUUCUCGAUGGCAUCGAAAGCCUGUAUGUAAUAGAACUUGUGUUGAAUCAAAACCAAAUACGAUCUGUAUCUGAUUGUAUAGCUCGUUGUCCUCGUUUAAAAACUCUGAGGCUGGAAGAAAAUUGUUUACAACUGUCAGCUGUUCCACAUGCCAUUCUCACUCAAUCUUCCAUAUCAAUGAUUGCACUAGAAGGAAACCUUUUUGAAAUGAAAGAAUUUAUGAACCUUGAGGGCUAUGAUGCAUACAUGGAAAGGUAUACUGCCGUCAAGAAGAAAAUGUUCUAGAAGAUUCAAUGAAUGCUAUUUUUCAGGCUACUGUGUGUUCAAUAUUUGGUACUUGAUAUGUCCAUGGAUCUGUCCAAUUGAUUGAGGCACAGGAGUCCAAGUCAUUACAAUUGUUAUUAUUGAGUCAAGAUGCUUCAGAAAGGGACCAGCCCAGAUUUUUUAUUAUGGUGAUAAUAAUUUGUUUUUUUAGCGAUCAUAUACUUUAUUCCACUCUAUUUUUUUAAUCACUCUAAUAUUUAUGAUUAUUUUGCUUAU
Messenger RNA from Thrips palmi, 1314 nucleotides. Its product is annotated as leucine-rich repeat-containing protein 57. The record is from RefSeq and is a predicted model, not a curated record. Bases 343 to 1059 code for a protein of 238 amino acids. NCBI's taxonomy places the organism in Eukaryota, Metazoa, Arthropoda, Insecta, Thysanoptera, Thripidae. Gene Ontology annotation, molecular function: protein binding. The transcript has 2 exons.